AUGACUUGGCGAAUAUUAACGCCCGAUCUUAUCACCAAACUCUUUUUGAAAUGCUGGGGUGUUUUUCAAUUGGCAGUAAUUUUAAAGAAGAAGUUAUUCCAAUUAUCUGAGAAUGGUUUACUUCGCCAAAAUGGAGUAAAAGAUAGCCACAUACUUUUUGGCAGCAAAAAAACUAACUUUUGGGAUAUGGGCGAUGGCCCUUGUGGUCCUAAUACCGAAAUUUACUAUGAUUUUCAACCAGAAAAAGGAGAGGAAUAUUUGCCAUUAGCCCAAAAAUGUGUGGAUACGGGAGCAGGACUAGAACGCAUUGCUAUGGUCUUACAAGGAAAAAAAAAUGCUUUUGAAAUUGAUUUAUGA
Messenger RNA from Ambispora gerdemannii, 357 nucleotides. Lineage: Eukaryota; Fungi; Glomeromycota; Glomeromycetes; Archaeosporales; Ambisporaceae. The record is from the annotation of a GenBank genome assembly.